Sclerotinia borealis F-4128 is the source of this 2130-nucleotide messenger RNA. The record is from the annotation of a GenBank genome assembly. NCBI's taxonomy places the organism in Eukaryota, Fungi, Ascomycota, Leotiomycetes, Helotiales, Sclerotiniaceae.
AUGUCGAACCAAUUCAUUGGGCUCACCAUGUUGGUGACAUUGAGUUCACCACCUGGUGCGCAACUUCGAGGCGUCGUCACUAGCAUUGAACCUGGCAAAAGCUUGACUCUACGAGAUGGUUGGUGCUCACUUACCUGUCCUUCUAAUGGAAAAUACGUCCCGGAAUUUACGAUCAAUGCGGCGGAGAUUACGGAAUUAAUUGAGGCUCGGAAUGAAAAUGACAAGCUGCCUCCUUCGAUUAUACAGCAGAAGCCAGUGGUUGUACCUGCAUCGGCAACUAAAGCAUUCGAAGAUCCGGCGAUUUUGAGCAUGGGAAGGAGACCAGGAUCGGAAGCUUCUCCUGCAGUAUCGGUUCAAUCGCAAUGGAAGAGUACUUCGAUGGAACGCGAUGAUUCGGCGCAAACUGCUAUUGGCCGUGAGGACAGGCGCAAAGAACAAAAUCUUUCAUCUACGUUACCCGAAAGUAUGGCGAGCAAGGACAUCCACAAUCAGGAGGAGCUUGGAGGAGCAGAGAUACUGGAAGAACUCGGUGCAGAACUAGGCGGAUUGUCAGUGGAGCCCGCUUUGGCCAAAUCAGGACGACGAACUCGCAGGAGAAAGAAUCAAGGAAAGAAAUCUGACGAGCGUGCUUUCCAGGAGCCGGAUAUUGUCCCAUCGAAAGAAACCACCCGAUCGAAAGGUUGGAGACAAACUCCAUUAUUAGAACCUGUCACGUCAUUUCAACCUUUUACAACCUUGAAGAAGUCUCAGAGAAGGGGCAAUAGGGUUAUGGAAGAGAGUGGAUGGGCCACCGAAGAUGCAACCGAUGUGCAAGAGAUGGGAGAUUUUGAUUUUGCUGGUAGCUUGGCAAAGUUUGACAAGAAAACCGUCUUUACCCAAAUCCAGGCAGAAGAUGGUAUCGCAGAAUCAGACCGUCUAGUUGGACACAAUCGCUUACCGAAAGCAAAGCCAGGAACGUACGGGGGAAAGAACCUUCACCCUACUGAGAACGUUUUGGAUUCGCCAAAUGGUGCCACAAAGGCUACAGGAACUUGGAAGAGUGACGCUGAUGAUACCGAUAUCCAAGAAAGAAGUAGCCAAAGAGGUUCGGGAAGUGGUAGAAACUCUCGUACACGAAGACCAGAGAGUAAGCUCAGUAUCCAUCACAGACCGACUUCACGAAAAGGGAGCAAUGCUCCAAGCUCCCAACCAUCACGAAACAUCUCUGUUGCACCCUCAAACCCCAUGUUCUAUCUUGUUCCCUCAGAUCGUCGAUGCGAACCUAUAUCAGCGCUUCAGAUGCUUAAUCUGGAAAAUAUCGCAGAUACUGAAGUUGGUCUUACCGAGGAUAUGAUGACUGAAAAUGCAGGUCGUGGCAUCGCUGAAGUCGGGUUAUCGGCUGUGAGUACUGGAGGUCGUGGUUUAACCCAAGGCAAGAAGUCCACUGUCCCCACCGUUCUUGUCUUUGCCGGCAACAACAAAAGCGGUCUCCGAGCGGUAGCAGCCGGCCGACAUCUCCGAAACCAUGGUCUGAAUGUUGCAGUUUGUGUCUUGGGUCUUGAACGUGAUUCUGAACUCUUGGUUGGACUACGACGUCAAAUCAAAGUUUUCCGCGGUUUUGGCGGCAAAGUCUUUACCAAAGUUGAACUUCUUGACUUCGUCAAAGCUUUAGCUGUACCUAUUGAUCUAAUCAUAGAUGGUCUCCUCGGUCUCACAAUGUCAUUUGAAGAACUUCGAACAGGCGAUCAGGCUACAGCUUUUGAACUUAUCGAAUGGGCCAAUCGAAACAAAGCAGCUGUUCUCGCCAUUGAUGUCCCUACGGGUAUUGAUCCUACGAGCGGCAAAGUCAGUAUCAUUGAUGGACGAAAACUAUAUAUCCACGCGAGGUAUGUAGUUGCAAUGGGAGCGCCUAAGAAAGGUUUACUAGAAGCAAUGAGUAUGGGCGAGGGCGUUGGCGAUGAGGAGAAAUUAGGAUUGGGGAUUUUGAGUGGGAAUGCGAAAGCGAGUGGGGAGUGGCAACUUUUUGUUGCUGAUAUUGGGUUAGGGGUGGCGGUUUGGAAGAAAGCUGGAACGAGGGUUAGAAGGGGGGUAGAGUUUGAGGGGAGUUGGGUGCUAGGGAUGAGAUUUCAAGGUGGGGCGGGACUUGAGUAA